This is a messenger RNA of Xiphophorus hellerii (green swordtail), 9415 nucleotides long. It is a transcript of the gene kcnk12, whose product is annotated as potassium channel, subfamily K, member 12. The transcript is spliced from 2 exons. Gene Ontology annotation, cellular component: plasma membrane. The coding region runs from base 785 to 2017 and encodes 410 amino acids. Gene Ontology annotation, biological process: stabilization of membrane potential; potassium ion transmembrane transport. Gene Ontology annotation, molecular function: outward rectifier potassium channel activity; potassium ion leak channel activity. The record is from RefSeq and is a predicted model, not a curated record. NCBI's taxonomy places the organism in Eukaryota, Metazoa, Chordata, Actinopteri, Cyprinodontiformes, Poeciliidae.
AUUGGCUACCUCAAAUAUUUUUCUCAAAUUUCCGCAUGUGUACCCGCAAUGCAAACAUGAGUUUGAUAAAAGCACAUCGAGGCAUGAGGUAACAAAGUCUGUCCGGGAGGGGAAAAGCACCCCGUGCCAACUGAAGACAACUAGAGAAGCGCGGGAAUCCUCUCUUUUUUUUCUGCCAACUGCACAAGACCCGUUUUAUAGUGAAGAGUGAUCUCACCAUAUGCGCUGUGGUGGGAUUCAGCGUGCCACUACAACAUGCACACAACGACUGCGGCUCCGCUCUUCCCAGAACACCAAACCUGAGGAUACAGGACUUUAUUCAAGAUCGACAGCGGGAUAAUCUGUAAGUUACGCCUCCCUUUUUUUUAUCUUUUGUGGAGACCUGGGGGGUUUUGGUGCAGGGGACUCGAAGGAUACUGCUGCCUGUUGGUGCACAUAGACGCGCGGGUCUUUGUUGGAUUCAGUCUGCAGUCCACUUACCACCAACUGCAUUGCCACACAGCCGUGGGAAGAGAAUGUGUGUAUUAUGAAACUCUGCGCCCGCCUGGAGCUUUUCUUCUCAACUCUUUGUGGAUCAUCGCGCUUACGUCCGCAUGUGGAGUGGAGAUCAUCACUCUUUGAAACAACUACAAUGUGGUGCGCAAAGUAAAGUGGAGGAAAUGUUGCAUCCGCGCGCAGUGGACGGGCAGGACUGCGACUUCCAGAGCGUGCCCGCCGACCCUUGAACGCCGCACUCGAUGUGGAGCUUGUCGCUGUCCGACGCGCGUGUGGUGCUGAAAUUUGGAUGAUGCCCAGCCUGCGACUGCAGGGCUGCCGCUCCCUGCACCUGAACGAGGACAACGGCCGCUUCGUCCUGCUCGCCGUGCUCAUCCUGGUGUACCUGCUGUGCGGCGCUGCGGUCUUCUCGGCCAUAGAGAGGCCCUCGGAGCUGCGGGCUCACGGCCGCUGGAACGGGACGCUCCUCAACUUUAGUGAGACCUUCAACAUCAGCCUGCAGGAGCUCAACUCUUUCCUGCGGGAGUACGAGGCCGCCAUAGCCGCCGGGAUCCGGGCUGACGCUCUGAGACCGAGAUGGGAUUUUACUGGAGCUUUUUAUUUUGUUGGAACUGUGGUGUCGACUAUAGGGUUUGGGAUGACGACGCCUGUGACAAUUGCAGGGAAGGUGUUCCUAAUUUUUUAUGGACUUCUGGGCUGUGCUGCCACUAUCCUCUUCUUUAACCUUUUCUUGGAGCGCAUCAUCACUCUGCUGGCUGUAGUGAUGAAGGCCGUGAGGGAGAGGAGAAUCAGGAACAGCGGUCUCCUUCCGCCGGGGAUCCGACAUGACUUCUCGGCCUACUCUCUCCCAGGAUGGAAGCCCUCCGUCUAUCACGUGAUGCUGAUUCUGGGACUGUCGGCCAUUACCAUUUCCUGCUGCGCGUCGGCCAUGUACAGCCCAGUGGAGGGCUGGGCCUACUUAGACUCGCUCUACUUCUGCUUCGUCACCUUCAGCACCAUUGGCUUCGGAGACUUUGUCAGCAGCCAGAGCGCCGCUUACGAAUACCAAAGCCUCUACAGGGUGGCCAACUUCUUCUUCAUGUUAAUGGGUGUCUGCUGCAUCUACUCACUCUUCAACGUCAUUUCCAUCGUCAUCAAGCAGGUGCUCAACUGGAUGCUGGAGAAAAUGAGCUGUUUGUUUUGUCAACGUUGCAAUAAGGCCAACGCCUUCCUAGGGAGGCGAAAUGCCAUCCGCCCAGGCUCCAGGGGUCGCAAGGGUCACUUCAACCAUCAGCCAGAAUCAGACGGGCCUUGCGAUAGUGACACUGAGGGACGGAGACUAUCAGGGGAAAUGAUCUCCAUGAAGGACCUGGCAGCAUCAAACAAGGUGUCUCUGGCGAUCAUGCAGAAGCAGCUGUCUGAGUCUGCCAACGGAUACCCAAGAACGGUCUGCGGCAGCUCCCGCCAUAAUGGCUUCUCUGGGGGAGUCGGGGCGCUCGGCAUCAUGAACAACAGACUGGCAGAGACGAGUAACUCCAGGUAGAACGCAUAGAGAGGCUGAAAACAAAUCAUUCACGCUCCUCUCAAGCCUCACUACAGAAGUUUGACAUGCUAAUGAAAGGAUAACUUGUUAUGCAUGAGAUAUAUCGUUUUUACUCCUGACUGGGAUUACAAACCUGCGGUGAGGAUGGCGGCAUGAAGAGAGAAUCACAGAGCUGAUCUUAAAGCAUGGUGACCAUAUACUAGACCUAAAGCCCUGAAAUAAAACAAGUCACUAAAGAGCUUGGCUGGAAUCCUUUGGUGCAGUCGGUCAGCUCAUCAGACGUUUUAUGGCUGAAUCAUUGAGCUGAACAGAAGCCAAGUGAAGCAAACUGCACAGUUUUUACUGUCUUGGGGUGUUGCCAGGUCAUUUGAAUGUACAUAUUGGAUGCUGACGAAAACAAGUAUAACUACUGAAUGAUAUAGCACAUACUGAUCUAUGCAUUACACUUCUCAUGCAUUUUUGCACCAUUUCUCAACCUUCCAUAUUUUUCUCUCCUACCACAUCCUUUUGGUGAUGAUUGAUUUCUUUUCCGGGGGCCAACAGUGAAAAGUAGACUUUCACCGCAUGGCCGUGAUGUAGCUGAUUAAAACAGGGUUGUAGCAUAAGAUGCCUUUCCAGUGCUACACCAACAGGAUACAAAGGGUUAUUUCCUCUCUCCUCAGAUGGAAGAAAGGCAAAAGUUGAAGAAUGAAAAUCUAUUUCAUGUUAGAGAGGGACUGGCUUUCUUAUCAGCUAUAGGCACAUGUUUGAGUGGCCACAGACAUCGUCUUGUCGGGUAAAAGAAGGCACCAUCCAAAUCUUUCUUUCUCUCUGCCAUAUGUGUUAGGCUUAACAGCGAGGAUAAUAAAGAGUUUUAGUGUUUAAAUAGUUGUUGAUGGCAAUAUCUUAAAAGUAUUUGCAAAACAAAAUAAAUGAGAAAACAUACCGAACAUAGGUUGAAGAUGCUGAGGAGAUACAUUCAAGUGCAAAAGCUUGGUCAUAAAUUUGUUUCUGAUUUCAAAAAUUGUCAGAUUCAGUGCCUUGCAAAUGUACUCUUACUGCACUAAAAGGUUAUUAUAGUACAAUCACAAACUUCAAUGUAUUUUGUAGGAAUUUUAUGUGACUGACCACAGCAGUGCAUACCUGCAAAGUGCAAGGAAAUCUUUUCAAAUGAAAACUGUUCAGUUCCCUUUAUUCUACCAGGUCAGGAAUAAAGUUAUGAAGAAGUUUAAAGCAGUGAUAGAUUAUAAAUCAUAGGAAGCUCUAUUCUAAUCCAUCAUCUGAAAGUUGGAAUUAAUAUUAAUCGAGGAGAGCAUUAAUUGGAAAAGCGGCCAAGACAUCCGUGGUAACUCUUGAGGAGAAUCUGUUCACAAGACAACUAUCAGCUGUGCCCUUUAGAAAUCUAGUCUUUUUGUUUGAAUAGCAAGAGAAAACUUUCUGGAAGAAAAUCUGAAAUAAAUCCUGUUUGCAGUUUGCCAAAAGCAAGACACCAAACAUCUAAAACAAACCUCUGCAACUCCACUUCUCAAGAGCCACUGUUCUGCAACUUUUGGAUACAUUCCUGCUCCAAAACACCUGAAUCAAAAGGCUAAAAUAUAUCCUUGGUAUGUCAGAAAGUUUAGCAAAAACUAAACUCUAAACUCUAAUGACUCUAAUCAUUUUAGUGAAUGAUUAGAGUCACUAAUCAUUCAUUUUAUUCUGGUUUAUUGCAGCAGGGAUGUUGUGGCACUCGAAGACAGUGCUGUGGUGAGAUGAGACCAAGAUUUAGCUUUUUGGCCUUUAAGCAAAAUGUGCUUAAAUGUGAGACUUAUCCUCGUAAAUAUGGUAUCUCAUGGUGAUACAUGGUGUUGGCAGUAUCAUGCUGUGAAGAUUUUUUCCUUAAGCAUGUACAGGCAAGAUGGAGAUAAAACCAGGGCAAACCUGGAAGUAAACUUGUGAAAGGCAGCAAGACAAGCGAGACUGCUUCACUUUGCAGCAGGACAAAUUUAAACACACAAUAAGAUUGCUUAGAUCAAAUCAUAUGCAUGUCUUAGAGUGACCUAGUCAAAGUCCAGUAUUCUUCAUGAGUCAGAAGAAAUAUAGAACAAUGUAAUUUUUCCUACACUUUCACUAAUGCACUGCUUUGUGUUGGUGCUAAGUCUAAAAUCUGCACAGAGAUCAAUAACCUUUGUGCUUUUAAUUUGAAAACAGUUUUAAGGGAUGUGAAUAUUUUUGCAAGGCAUUGUACAAAUUUGAAAAAUACCUACCUUAAUUUAUUUGAGGUUAAGGAUCACUUCAGAGGUUGUCAGCUAAUAUAAAAGUCACAUAAAAAACUGAGGAAAUCUUAAGUACUUUUAGAAAAGACUCAGCUGUUUGAAAAAUCACAAAGUAUUCAAAACCAGUGAACCUGGAGCAGAUAAAAGAGAGACAGCGGAGCAUCUCCAGGCAGCAGAGUCUUUCUGUCUUGUGAUUUAAAUAAGAACCGAUGGCCAACACAGAGGCUGAAGGAAGAAAACUUUCAAAUCUUCCAGUAGAUCCAGCAGACUGAGUGGCGUUGUUGCAACUUUUACAGUCCAGCCACACUCUCGUAAAUAUUACAGCUUUGCAAGACAUAUUAAAGAUAGAUUCUCAUUCUUGAUGUUUUAUGUUCGCUGCUCUUUAGAGGGACACCUACAGAUUUUUGAUGAUGUUUAGCUUGGGGACUCAGCAUCUCUCUAAGAAAAGGUUACCUGCAGCAAAGUCCCCAAAGCAGGAUCAAUGCAUGCCCACUACCAGGAGCCAGAUGUUUUAUGAAUACCUGCGUUCUUUAUUCUACUGGCAAACCUUUGUUUGCCAUAAUUUAAAUCUGAAGCUUUAUUCUUACUGCUCAUGAAAACUAAUUUCAUUUGCUUCAGGAAAAAAAUCACCUUAUUGUGAAGGUGCUGUUGGAUAACAUUGAGUCCUCUAUACAGUCUGGCUAUGAAAUUCUUGUUUCUAUGAGAUAUUUAUGUGUUAGAGAUAUGAAGCCAUGCGAUGUUUGAUGUUCGGAAACAUCGACUCAACAGAGGAGGACACAUUUAUAGCUGGACUGUGUUGGUGACAGUGAUGUGGGUAACAGGGGGGGGAAAGGCAGCAGAAAGUUGCGGCAGCAUUAAUCGACCCCUUCCAGAUCCAGAUUCGUGCUCAAUGCAAAUUUACGGCCACGGGUUCACCCACUGCCGCCAUCUAUCUUCAACAUCUAACGUCCUUCAAUGAACUUUGCGGGGUUUUUUCUUUCCUGUGUUUCUCCAUCAUCUCUCCUUUGACUUUGCAUGCACUGAAGCAAACCCCUUCCUGCUUUCUUUUCUUUGCAGAUCUGCUGCUCCUGCUCUUACACUGUGAAUAACAGGCAUGUCAUAAAUGUAUAUAUGUAAAGAACUGGAAUGUCUUUUAAAGACCGUUCACAAUAGGGUGUGGACUGAAUUCGAAGCUCUGAGUUUUAGUGCAUAGAUCGGAAUAAUUUCCUUUGCUCCCUAUAGUCUCAACCAAGAGGAAUAGAGAAAAUGACUCAGGUAGUUAAAUUUUCAGGCCUGGCUUAGUUGUUUUUUUUUCUGCAUGCCAUUAUGGUAAAGCCAUAGCUGUAUAUAAAACAGAGUACUGUUUCAAAUCUAUUUUUCUACAUAUAGCUCAAAUAUCUACAUAUGGAACAAAGUCUCUGCUUCAACUUGUCUGUCAUACAGUCACUCAGCAGAAAAAUUGAAUAAAAGAACCAGAAUUUGUCCAUCCUUCAAAAGCACGAAUACGAGAAAAGAAUGAGAGCAAAACAUUUCAAAAUAUACAGAAUAUGUUGCGUUUGUUACUGUUUUUCAUUGGAACAAGUUUAUAUUUUAUAUUUUUCCCAAAAAACAGACUAUUGUUGAGGUGGAGAUGUGUUAAAGCUUACAGCAGCACUACAGCAGUGAACUUACACACCCCUAAAAUGUUUUAGCAAUCAUAUGGAUAUUCCGUAUAAAAUUACACAUUGAAUCUAGUGAUACUUUCCCUGGUGUAAUUUGUCUCCAAGGGUUAGAAGGAGUUGAAUUGCUGACACCUCUUUAAAACAAUCAAUACAAAAUAAAUAAUGUUAUAUAUAUAAAUCCUCACCUUUCCUCUAAGAACUAAGGUUAAAGUGGCAGAUGUUUAAUUACUUUCUUCAACAGUACAUCUAUAUAAUCAGCUGCUGUGUAUCCAUAACCUUACUCUCUAAAAGGAUGACAUUCUUUAGCAUUUUGUGCCAUCAGAUCAUACUACACAUGACUGAAAAAGAUACUACUUUGAAUUCUUUCUUGAAUAUAGGCCACUGCUCUACUGAAGAUGUUGUUUAAAUAAAUAUGAUCAUGUUUUAAUCUGUAUUUUUCCUGAAACUGAAACACGUCAAGCUUUUAAAGAUACAAGCAGUGGCGCUCAGAUAUUUGCAUAGACUCAUCAUGAUAUGACUACAGCAGUUUAAUGAUUUUUAUUGUCAACAAAAAACACAAAAAUGCACCUUAGAUGAUUUUUAAAAGCAGGAAAUUUACUUUGAACUUAUUGUGGAUUUUCUAUAAUACACACAGUAAAAAGAAUUUAAAUAAAUGCUUGAAUAUAUACACAUUAACCCCACUAAUCAAAAAUGUUUUUGCAGUCAUCAAAAACAUUUUGAUUUUGGCUAAAUAUUUGACCACUUUUCUUCUCAAAAAUGGUAUCAUUCAUUUAAAAUGGUUACCUUCAUGACAUAAACUUGACUUUUAAGCAAAACCCUGAAAAUUUUUAAUUUGUUUGAAGUUGGGCCGGUUCCAGAAACUUACAGUAAAUGUUAGCAUGCUACAUCCUUUCCAAAAGCAGCUUGAGGAUUUAAAGUGACGUAUUGUGCAAAAUGUAUGUUUUCCACAAAUUUGUGCUUCAAUUGGGGUUUCUACUGCUUCAAAAAAAACAACAACAUAAGAGCUUAAAAAUCCCACACAGUCAGUUUUGGGCAAUAAGUUGAUGUAUUUUGGGAUCUGGAAAAUAAGACAUUUCAAAGACUGCGUUCAGACUGCAGCCUGACAAGACCCAAUUCCGAUUUUUUUGUCGUAAUGCGACCUGUAUCUGAUCUUUUCAUGACAGUCUGAACAACACAGGUCAGAUUUUUUUUCCGAAUGCGACCCAGGCCAUUUGGAUAUCCGAUACGUAUCUGAUUCAAAUGUGAUCUAAAGUCCAGUUCGCAUUCAUCCAACCUGAACGUCAUUGAAACUUGACAAACGUCAUACUGAUACUCGCAAGCGAGAAGAAAAACAACAACCAUGGAGGUCCAUAAUGAGGAUAAAGUUGUUAAAGUGCUGCCUCCAGUUGGCCAACCACUUCAAAAUCGUAAGGUGUCCUCCACCUCCAUGUUUACUUCCACAAACACUGAUUACGUGUGAAGUUACUGCGCCCUCUAUUGCGCAAUGCGGGACACUUUCAGCUUGUCUGCAGUUCACAGUUUAGAACACAUAUAGGUCGCAUAUAUUUGGAAGUGUGAACGGCCACGGCAAAAAAAUUAUUUAAAAAAAAUCUGAUUUGAUAAAAAAUUGGAAUAGGGUCACUUCAGGCUACAGUGUGAAUGUAGCCAAAAACCUAUGGAAUGUAACGUUACAAAUCACUGACGUUACCUAGCAACCCCAGUGAAGCCCAGUCCGUUGCCUAGCAACCCCAAGAGCUCCAGGACAUUUGGUCAGCAGAAAGAUCUUAUUAUCUCAGAAAGAUUUUGUGCAAGAAAAUGUAAUGAACAUGUUUCGUGUUGCCCACAGACCUGUUCUAACCUGUUCCAGGGAGCAUAAUUGCUCACCUUUAAGUUGUUAUUGAUUAAUUUGGAGGUGAUCUAGCAGCACUGAAACACUAAAACAGACACUCAGGAUGAUGCAGCCACAACCUUGCAUAUGUUCUCAAGUUUGAAAACCUCAGCUUUCGUACUCCAAGCUUUCUUCUUGCCACUGUGGUCAAACAGCCCAAACUUUGUUUCAGCUGACCAUAAAUCAUUUAUCUACCUGGAUAGCUUAUGUGAUUCUUCUAAACAUUAAUAAGGUUCAUUUAUCCAAGAAUAAUGGGGUGUGUGUAUAUAUUUUUAGCCUGUAUUUAAAAUUCAAAUCCUGUAUGGCUUUAAAAAAGAAAAGCCAUACAGGAUAAUUAAAAUUUCGAUUAUUGUUUUGUGUAGCAAUUCCGCCUAAAAAAAAAAAGAACUGUUCAAAUCAAUCAACAGAGGCUUGAAAUUAAAAUGACAUUCAGGUCUAUGGUGAGUGUAUAUAGACUUCUGGCUGAUGCUGUAGUCAUAUCAAGAGUAACAUUUGGUCACCUUAUAUGCAUGUGUGGCUUUAAAUCAAUUGCCUUACAGAAGUCAUUGCAUAUAACAAACACUUUUCUUUUUUAUGACAAGCAGAGCUUGUGCAAGUCGUACCUCACAAUCCUUUUGCAGUUUGCAAAAUUGAUUUCCAUUGAUUACAAUGGUUCUAAUGGCCCUGCUGUUCACUGUAUCUUCUGUGAGAGAAAACGGUUGGUCUUUAAGAGUCAUUUGUGUUUGGCUGCAACAGGAACGCUUCUGAAUUUGGAUAUCAAUGUGUUUGCGUUUUAAUUAAUUUAUUCAGGUUCUCAAUAAACCCUAUAAUUAAAGCGAGACGAUGCAAAAUUCAAAAGUGGGAGCCGCAACUUGCCGCACAACAAAGCAGGCCCUGGUGGCAGUGCUGCAUGAGCUGCAGCAAAGUUUUCAGUGUUAAUUCAGGCUUGUACUGUUGGAAAUGAUCACUGACACUGUUUAUUUCCUGUAAACACAUAUUGCGCUGUAUUCACACGGCUCCGUAGGCAGCGGCUCUUCAUUAAAAUGUCAUGCUUCCGUGGCAAGUACGAUAAUAAAACAAUUAGCUUGACACGGAAAAAAAGGCUGGAGAUGCUGUUAGUAUGUAAUUUGUUGACAGAACGGUUGACAGAGCGGUGGCAGAAUUAUCUUUUAUUUAGCAUUUCCCUCCAUAAUCACAGUGUGAUGCAUAACAAUUUGCUCUCUUGGAUUUCAGCGAAGAAAGAGCGUGUUAGCUUCUUAGUGUUUAUGACAUUAAGUUGGUUGAAAGUCAUAUCUGUUAGAUUUAUUCUCCACUGAACAUGGCUGCUCAAAACUUUAAAAGUUGUACUGAAUUUAAUUUUCCAAAUUUAAAGGACAUUUGUGACUUUUUUCUUCUUCUUCUUUUUCCCACAAAGGUAGAUGAUUUGGAGCCACACUCUUGAUUUAGAAACUCUGCCAUCUUACUUUAACCUGUGACUGUACUCACCUCAGCACCAUUUCAUACCUCAGUGUGUCUCAUGUUGCUUGCUUCAUGCUGUAACAUCCAGUUAAUGUAUGCAAAUUAAUUCAGUUUGCAAGUUGCACAUUUAUACAAAUGAUUGUACUUUUAUAUUUAUGUAACGGAAAAUGAAACCUAUAUGAGAUGAGAAAGGAGUUACAUUAAAUGAUAAUGAUACUGA